Molecule: messenger RNA, 2820 nt
Organism: Hansenula ciferrii
Lineage: Eukaryota; Fungi; Ascomycota; Saccharomycetes; Phaffomycetales; Wickerhamomycetaceae
Gene: ADE3
Product: trifunctional formate-tetrahydrofolate ligase/methenyltetrahydrofolate cyclohydrolase/methylenetetrahydrofolate dehydrogenase ADE3
Exons: 1
Coding region: 1-2820 (939 amino acids)
Biological process (GO): tetrahydrofolate interconversion
Cellular component (GO): cytosol
Molecular function (GO): ATP binding; methenyltetrahydrofolate cyclohydrolase activity; formate-tetrahydrofolate ligase activity
Source: RefSeq, a predicted model, not a curated record
AUGUCUGCUGAAUUAAUUGAUGGUAAACUAAUUGCUAAACAAAUUAGAGAAAGAAUUCAUUCUGAAAUCUCUGAACUUCAAUCAAAAGAUGCUUCUUUUAAACCAACUUUAUACAUCAUUCAAGUUGGUUCAAGACCAGAUUCUUCCACUUAUGUUAAAAUGAAAUUAAAAGCUGCUACUGAAGCUAAUAUUACUUGUGUUCAUGAAUUAUUACCAGAAGAUGUUACUCAAACUGCUUUAUUAAAACAAAUUGAUGAUUUAAAUAAUGAUUCAUCCGUUCAUGGUAUUUUAAUUCAAUUACCAAUUCCAAAACAUCUUGAUGAAACAUUAAUCACAAAUAGAGUCGAUCCAGCUAAAGAUGUUGAUGGAUUUGGUUCUUUUAAUGUUGGUGAAUUAUAUAAAAAAGGUGGUGAACCAAAUUUUAUUCCAUGUACUCCAAAAGGUAUUAUUGAAUUAUUACAUCAAUCAAAAGUUCAAAUCGAAGGUUCAAAUGCUGUUGUUCUUGGUAGAUCUGAAAUUGUUGGUGCUCCAGUUGCAAAUUUAUUAAAAAAUGAAAAUGCUACUGUUACAACUUUACAUUCAAAAUCUUCAAAUAUUGAAUUUUAUUUAUCAAAUGCUGAUAUUAUCAUUAGUGCAAUUGGUAAACCAAAUUUUGUUAAAGGUGAAAUUUUGAAAAAAGGUUCUGUUGUUAUUGAUGUUGGUACUAAUUAUAUUGAUGAUUCAACUAAAAAAUCAGGUUCAAGAUUAGUUGGUGAUGUUGAUUUCCAAAGUGCUUUACCAAUUGUUUCUAAAAUUACUCCAGUUCCAGGUGGUGUUGGUCCAAUGACUGUUGCUAUGUUAUUAGAUAAUGUUAUCAUUAGUGCUAAAAGAUUUUAUGAAAUAUCAAAUAAAGGUGAUAAUUUUUUUAAUAAUCCAUUAACUUUAAAUUUAAAAAAACCUGUUCCAUCAGAUUAUGAAAUUUCAAGAGAACAAACUCCAAAACAUAUUACUGAAAUUGCUAAUGAAUCUGGUAUUUUACCACAAGAAUUGGAACCUUAUGGUUCAUAUAAAGCUAAAGUUACUUUAGAUUUAUUAGAUCGUUUACAAAAUAAAAAAAAUGGUAAAUAUGUUUUAGUCACUGGUAUUACUCCAACUCCUUUAGGUGAAGGUAAAUCAACAACUACUGUUGGUUUAGCUCAAGCUUUAGGUGCUCAUUUAAACAAAAGAGCUUUUGCUAAUGUUAGACAACCAUCAAUGGGUCCAACUUUUGGUAUUAAAGGUGGUGCUGCCGGUGGUGGUUAUUCUCAAGUUAUUCCAAUGGAUGAAUUUAACAUGCAUGUCACUGGUGAUAUUCAUGCUAUUUCAAUGGCUAAUAAUCUUUUAGCUGCUGCUAUUGAUACUAGAAUGUUUCAUGAAAAUACUCAAAAAGAUGGUCCUUUAUAUAAAAGAUUAGUUCCUUCUAAAAAAGGUGAACGUAAAUUUACAAAAGGUAUGCUUAGAAGAUUAGAAAAAUUAGGUAUUGAUAAAACAAAUCCUGAUGAUUUAACUCAAGAAGAAAUUUCUAAAUUUGUUAGAUUAGAUAUUGAUCCUGAAACUAUUACAUGGCGUCGUGUUGUUGAUAUGAAUGAUCGUUUCUUAAGAGGUAUUACCGUGGGUCAAGCACCAACUGAACGUGGUUUCACAAGAGAAACAGGAUUUGAUAUCUCUGUUGCUUCAGAAUGUAUGGCUGUUUUAGCUUUAUCUAAUUCUUUACAAGAUAUGAGAGAAAGAUUAGGUCGUAUUGUUAUUGGUGCUUCCAAAGCAGGUGUUCCAGUUACUUGUGAAGAUAUUGGUGCUGCUGGUGCUUUAACUGCUUUAUUAAAAGAUGCUAUUAAACCAAAUAUUAUGCAAACAUUAGAAGGUACUCCAGUUUUCAUUCAUGCUGGUCCAUUUGCAAACAUUUCAAUUGGUGCUAAUUCUGUUCUUGCUGAUAAAAUGGCAUUAAAAUUAGCUGGUACUGAUGAAGGUUCCAAAGCUCAAGAAGGUUAUGUUGUUACUGAAGCAGGUUUCGAUUUUACAAUGGGUGGUGAAAGAUUUAUUAAUAUUAAAGCACGUUCAUCAGGUUUAAUUCCAGAUGUUAUUGUUAUUGUUGCAACUGUUCGUGCUUUGAAAGUUCAUGGUGGUGGUGCAGAAGUUAAAGCUGGUGCUCCAUUACCAUCAGAAUAUUUAACAGAAAAUUUAGAAUUAUUAGAAAAAGGUACAGAAAAUUUACAAAAACAUAUUUCAAAUGCUAAACAAUAUGGUUUACCAGUUCUUGUUGCAAUUAAUGCAAUGAGUUCAGAUACUAAAGCUGAACAUGAAAUUAUUAGAAAACAAUCAUUAGCAGCUGGUGCAGUUGAUGCUAUUGUUUCUAAUCAUUGGGAAGAAGGUGGUAAAGGUGCAGUUGAUUUAGCAGAAGGUGUUGUUAAAGCUGCAAAUGAACCAAAAGAUUUUAAAUUUUUAUAUGAAUUAGAAGGUUCAAUUGAAAAUAAAGUUGAAAGUAUUGCUAAAAAAAUGUAUGGAGCUGGUGAAGUUGAAUAUUUACCAGAAGCUGCUAAAAAAAUUGAAUUAUAUACAAAACAAGGUUUUAAUAAUUUACCAAUUUGUAUUGCUAAAACUCAAUAUUCUUUAUCACAUGAUGCUGCUUUAAAAGGUGUUCCAACUGGUUUUAAAUUCCCAAUUAGAGAUAUUAGAGCAAGUAUUGGUGCUGGUUACUUAUAUGCUUUAGCUGCUGAAAUUCAAACCAUUCCUGGUUUACCAACUCAUUGUGGUUUUAUGAAUGUUGAAGUUAAUGAUGAUGGUGAAAUUGAAGGUUUAUUCUAA